GUCCAGCCAAACCGAGCAGAUUUCGAAGGGCCGAGUUCCAACUUCCAACAAACCGUCAGCAGCCGCUCGAGGUUGAAGUAGGGAGCGCAGCCAUGUCUCCCGAGCCCGACGAGAAGAACCCCCGGCCACUCGACGAGGACGACAUCGCUCUCCUCAAGACCUACGGGUUAGGCCCGUACUCGGCAAGCAUCAAGAAGGUCGAGAAGGGGAUAAAAGAGAAGGCCAAGACGAUCAAUGACCUUUGUGGGAUAAAGGAGUCGGAUACUGGAUUGGCUCAACCAAGCGAAUGGGAUCUUGUAUCAGAUAAAAAGGUGAUGCAGGAAGAGCAGCCAUUGCAGGCUGCAAGAUGCACGAAGAUCAUAAAUCCUAAUACUGACGACGCAAAAUAUGUCAUAAAUGUCAAACAAAUUGCAAAGUUUGUUGUCGGGCUAGGGGACAAGGUUUCACCAACUGAUAUUGAGGAAGGAAUGCGAGUUGGAGUUGACCGUAACAAGUACCAGAUUCAAAUUCCUCUGCCACCCAAGAUCGACCCAAGUGUCACUAUGAUGACCGUCGAAGAAAAGCCGGAUGUCACAUACAACGAUGUUGGUGGAUGCAAGGCGCAGAUUGAGAAAAUGCGUGAGGUUGUCGAGCUUCCUAUGUUGCACCCUGAAAAGUUUGUGAAGCUCGGCAUCGACCCUCCUAAGGGAGUCCUGUGCUAUGGCCCUCCCGGAACUGGGAAGACCCUUCUCGCCAGGGCAGUAGCCAACCGAACGGACGCUUGCUUUAUCCGCGUGAUAGGAAGCGAGCUGGUCCAAAAGUAUGUUGGUGAAGGGGCACGGAUGGUCCGGGAGCUCUUCGAGAUGGCGAGGUCAAAGAAGGCAUGCAUCAUCUUCUUUGAUGAGGUUGAUGCCAUCGGUGGCGCUCGCUUCGACGAUGGUGCUGGGGGCGACAACGAGGUCCAACGCACCAUGCUCGAGAUCGUGAACCAGCUUGACGGUUUUGAUGCUCGAGGCAACAUCAAGGUGCUAAUGGCGACCAACAGGCCUGACACCUUGGACCCUGCGCUGCUUCGUCCUGGGCGGCUGGACAGGAAGGUUGAGUUUGGAUUGCCGGAUCUUGAGGGACGCACUCAGAUCUUCAAUAUCCAUACCCGGACCAUGAACUGUGAGCGGGGCAUCCGGUUUGAGCUGCUGGCUCGCCUUUGCCCCAACUCCACCGGUGCUGAUAUCAGAAGUGUGUGCACGGAAGCCGGCAUGUACGCCAUCCGUGCGCGUAGGAAGACGGUCACGGAGAAGGACUUCCUGGACGCUGUGGACAAGGUCGUCAAGGGAUACAAAAAGUUCAGUGCCACGCCCAAGUACAUGGUCUACAACUAG
This is a messenger RNA of Lolium rigidum, 1358 nucleotides long. RefSeq names its product 26S proteasome regulatory subunit 7A-like. Gene Ontology annotation, biological process: proteasome-mediated ubiquitin-dependent protein catabolic process. Gene Ontology annotation, molecular function: proteasome-activating activity; ATP binding; ATP hydrolysis activity. Bases 93 to 1358 code for a protein of 421 amino acids. The record is from RefSeq and is a predicted model, not a curated record. Gene Ontology annotation, cellular component: proteasome regulatory particle, base subcomplex. NCBI's taxonomy places the organism in Eukaryota, Viridiplantae, Streptophyta, Magnoliopsida, Poales, Poaceae. The transcript has 7 exons.